Messenger RNA from Pungitius pungitius (ninespine stickleback), 1724 nucleotides. Its product is annotated as survival motor neuron protein-like. NCBI's taxonomy places the organism in Eukaryota, Metazoa, Chordata, Actinopteri, Perciformes, Gasterosteidae. Gene Ontology annotation, cellular component: cytoplasm; nucleus. Gene Ontology annotation, biological process: mRNA processing. Bases 130 to 1509 code for a protein of 459 amino acids. The record is from RefSeq and is a predicted model, not a curated record. The transcript is spliced from 10 exons. Gene Ontology annotation, molecular function: RNA binding.
UUGUUGACUCAUUUUGCAUCAUUUAUUGUGAAAGAGUGUUUCCGGAUCUCAAUAUCCGGUGAACUUGACGCAGGUGUCCAUAGUGUCGGGUUUGUCGGUUAAAUCUAUACCGGAUUCUUCCGGUUGUUGAUGACAGCCAUGACGGAACUGACGGAAAACCCCGUCCUCGGCGCAGCCGUUGAGCCGGAGGAGUCUUUUACGGGGGCUGUUGUAGACGAAACUUUUGAAAACCCUUUGGAAUUUUUGCAGGAUGUUGAACCAAGAGACAAACCGGAGCAGGAGGACAGACAGCAGGCUAAAGAGAGAGACACCGAGGAAGACAGGCAAAAGGACACACACAGAGACGGAGAGGAAGACAGUCAGCAGGCUGAAGAGAGAGACGAAGGCAAAGACGGACAGGAGGACACACUGAGAGACGAGGGGAAAGACGGACAGGAGGACACACAGAGAGACGAGGGGAAAGACGGACAGGAGGACACACAGAGAGACGGAGAGGAAGACGGACAGCAGGCUGAAGAGACCGACGGGCAACCGAAUGGAAAGCAGGAUGGACAGACGGUUUGUCCACCUGCAGCUGAGUCCUCCGUUAAAGAGUCAAAGUGGGUGAUGGGGGCUCAGUGUCGGGCGGUGUGGUCGGAGGACGGGCGGGUGUACCCGGCGACGGUGCUGUCAGUGGACGGAGAUCGCUGCAGCGUCUUCUUCAACGGCUACGGCAACCAGGAGGACGUCGAUUUGAGCUCGCUCACAAGUCCAGUGGCUUCGGUGCCGCAACCAGCGCCGCAGAACUCUCCGGACUGGAAAGCUGGUUCUGUGUGUCGGGCCGUGUUCUCUGAGGACAGUCUGGUUUAUCCGGCUGUUGUUCUGUGGGUCAAAGGUCAACGCUGCUGCGUUCGCUACGACGACUACAACAACGAGGAAGAAAAGGACGUCAGCAGCUUGCUGAGACCCGACGAGCUCCACGGAUCCGGCAGAGCUCUUGCCGCCAAGGGCAGCAACUGGAAGUCCAGUGUAACCAGUAGCAACUCGGACUGGAAGAAGAGGAGAGAUGAGAACCAGGGGGAGAGAGAAGGAGGAGGAGCAGCUGAGAGGAAGAGAGAGGAGAGCCAGAGGGAGAGAGAAGGAGGCGAGAGAAGGAGAGAGGAAAACAAAGCGGAGAGAGAAGGAGAGCGGAGGUCAGCGUGGAGAGAUGAGCAGAACUCGUCCUGGGUGAAAGAGAAACCCAGCAAUCAGGGUCACACGGAGGCAGAAGAGAAGAAGAGAGGCAACAAAAAGGAGAAACCAACCAAUCACAGCUCCUCCUUCUUCCCUCCGUUUCCUCCUCCUCCCCCGGGCUCAGGGGAGUCAGUGUCCUUCGUCCCUCCUCCUCCUCCUCCUCCUUACUGGCAGUUUGGUAGCGAAGCAGCAGUCGACUCCUCCUCCUCCAGCAUGUUGAUGCUGUGGUACAUGUGUGGCUUCCACACCGGCAGCUACAUGGCUCAGCAGGGCUUCAAGUCCAACUCCAAGGACUGAGAGCCCGAGAGAAUCACGGCCCGAGAGGCAGCCACCAGGAGGCUCUGUUCUCUUCCUCUUUCCUACGUUUUCAUGCUGGAAUAUUUUGAUUGAUCAUUGUACAGAAUCUGUUUGUGUUCAGAAGUUUGAUUCUGUUGAGUUCAAGUGUUCAAGACUGAGGAAUUAAAAGAGCCUAUUUGUCAUUAAAAAAACUUGUUUUCCUCUUUGUCGUCAUC